Biomphalaria glabrata is the source of this 4093-nucleotide messenger RNA. RefSeq lists its product as uncharacterized. Gene Ontology annotation, molecular function: RNA endonuclease activity. The transcript has 18 exons. Bases 160 to 2424 code for a protein of 754 amino acids. Lineage: Eukaryota; Metazoa; Mollusca; Gastropoda; Planorbidae. The record is from RefSeq and is a predicted model, not a curated record.
AUUAUUAGACGAUAGAUAAUACACGACGAGAAUGUGAAACAGUCAAGACAUCUACUACAGUCCUACUUUAGAGUGAAUGGCCUUGGCAUGACUUUUACAUUGUAGAUAGGUCAAAACACUUCAACUAUCUCUGUACCAAAUGGAAAUAUUCAUUCAGAGAUGAAGUUUUUAAUAUUUUUAUUUCUGAUUUUUGCGGUGGACAAAGGUGUUGGCAACUUUGUGGUGAAUGUGGUGACAGAUGGCAGCUACAGCAUCACAGUCAACGGCAACAUCUGGCUGACCAGUGGCUACACUUUCUUUAACAACAACGGUAAAAAAUACUCCACGGCCGACUACUCCCUGAAAUUAUCUCGCAGUUGGUCUACAUCAGGUAGAGAUAUCAUUGGAGAAUGGCAGAGCACCAACUUUGAUUAUCUGGCUGCUUCGCUACCUGUCACCACGACCAUUAAAACCUACAAUGAUCCAGACAUACCCAUAGCCAUCUUCACUCAGAAGUACUAUGGACAGGCCAACAGAACGUCUGCCAAUGACACAACUCAAGUCAUUAGUAGUUUCCCCUCCUUCCAGGCACUGUCCAAUGGCGGCAUGGGUUUUCUUGCUUAUGGCGGAGAUAUGGCAGGUUACAGUGAUCUGAAAUUUGGAUGGUGGCAGUAUGGUGCUUCACUUUCAACGGGCAUAAGUGGAGGACCAUUGGUCAUCUUUGACAGCGCUAGUAAUGCGAUGGUAAUCUCCCCUCUCAGUCAGUUCAUGGCAGCCUCUAGCCAGUUCUCACAGCAAUACCAGCAGCUGAGCUACGGAAUUAUGGGAUUAGUUGAUACCGUACCACAGAAUUACAGCAUCGAUUUUAUUGUUUACUAUAGCGACAAGGGCAUAAAUCAGGCCAUGAUUGAAUGGGGCAAACUUCUUAAACGGGUGUACAGGCGGAACCAAAACAGAAGGAACUAUGGCACGACCUUGAACUUCAUGGGCUAUUGGACUGAUAAUGGUGCCUACUACUAUUACAACACAGAGAGUGGUAAGAACUACGAAACAACAAUACUGGACGCUGUUAGCUACAUCAAAAGUCAAACUAUACCAUUCAAGUACACUCAGUAUGACUCUUGGUGGUAUGAAAAGGGACAUAAAUCUGGUGUCUUAACAUGGACGCCGAUGCCUGAAGUAUUUCCCCAUGGCUUCAAAUAUUUAUCUGAUCAAACCAAGCUUCCCUUCUCGUGUCAUAAUCGAUUCUGGGAUGGUGCUACUCCGUAUGCCAAAUACAACGGUGGGCGGUAUAACUUUAUUGAAGAUUUGAACUCUGGACUGGCAGUGCCUGACGAUGAUCAAUUCUGGGUUGAUCUUUUCAACAUGACUCAACAAUGGGGACCUUUCAUUAUGUAUGAACAGGAUUGGUUGGAUGUUGAGACUGACAAAAACCGUGUUCUGCAAUCAGAUCUCUUCAUAGGUCGACGCUGGUUGGUUGGAAUGGGAAAAGCUGCAGAACAGUUUGACAUUGGAAUCCAGUACUGUAUGUCUUAUAGUCGUCACAUCCUGCAGUCAUUAGAGAUACCAACUGUCUCACAGGCACGCGUCAGUGGCGACUACUCCCCUGGGGGCAAACAAUGGAACAUCGGCGUCACCUCCAUGUUUGUUGACGCUCUUGGCGUGGCGCCAUUUAAAGAUACGUUCUGGACAACAGAGGUUCAGCCUGGGAGUCCUUACGGAAAUAAAACAGAGCCACAGACCAGGUUAAACAGUUUGAUAGCGACGUUAAGCACUGGCCCAGUUGGCCCUGGGGACGGGAUUGGUUUCAUUAACACCACUGUGCUGAUGAGGUGUUGUGACUCGGAAGGCAGGAUACUUCAGCCUAGUAAGCCAGCCAAAGCCAUUGACGAUCAGAUUAAAAGGAGCGCGUUCCCCACCUACGCGGGACCUGACGGGGAGGUCUACUCUACCUACAGUAACAUCUCAGGUUACAUCUUUGGUAUCGUCGUUGCUGCUGACUUGAAGAAUAGUUACAACUUGACUCCAUCCAGUGGCUGGACUUUUGGUCAGAUGCCAGAGAGUGUAAUUUAUUCAGGAGAUGAUCCCACCGACUUACCGCGACCAUUCUCCGAGGCCAGCCCUCUACGUCUGGGCCCUGAAUGUACGCCAGUGAACUUCUGUUUGUACUACACAACACCGAUACUACAAUUGGGAGUUCGAUCCAAAGUCGCCAUUUUAGGAGAACUGGACAAAUGGGUUCCAAUGUCACCCACGAGGUUUACCAAUAUUCAGCAGACGACAGAUGAUGUUCUACUAUACAUUUAUCUUAACACUAACGAGACUGUGGCGGUUUAUUUCUUCGUAGACGACCAACCAAUCUCGAUCCAGACCAUCUACUGCCAUGGUUACGCUUCCGGUCCAGCAGUUCUAAGCGUUGUGAACAGAAAGUGUUCCGUGUUUUGAAAUAGGAGAAAGACGAAACAAAAAAAUGUUGAAGAUAAUUAUUUUAAAAACAUGUCUUGAAAAAUACGUAAACUUUGAACAAAACAUUUUGUAGUUGACAUUUGCAGCAGAUUUUAGUUUACUGAAUUUGUGUUUAAUGAGUGUUAGCUUUCUUUUAUUUUUGUGUGUAAACUCACUACUAAGAGUAGCAGGUUUGUGUUCAUUACAGAUAUUCAAACAGAACAUUUUAAAAACUAUUUUUUUCAAACAUUGUCAUUAAAAUUUAGGAAAUAAAAAGGCGCCAAAUUUUAAUCCUGAAAAUGCAUUUUUGUUUCAUGACUUGAGCGUUUGUAUUUUUUUUAAACCGAAGAACGAAGUUUUUAUUUUCGUAUUUUAUUUUUACUUCAAAAGAUAGAGGUUUUGAGUUUAUAAAUAGAAUAGAACUUUUCUCUUCAUCGCAUUGGCAUUUAAUUAUAGAUAUUGCGUAAAGUUUAAUUUUUGGCUGAGCGUUUUGCUAAUUCUAUUCUACACACUGCUUUAGAGUUUGAUCUUUGGUCACAGUAAAUGCCGAUCUUUGGAAUAAAUGUUUAGACUUAGGGUCAGAACGUUACAAGUCAAGUCUGUAAAGCCUAUUCUGUUCCACACAGACAUUUAUUUUACAAAAUGCAAUAAACUCAACUAGAGGAGGACUUUUUUUUACAAUACCUUCAACCCCACAUCCCAAACAGGUGGGCGAAACCUUCAGGGCAAAACCUGGGUAGUCGUUCUCGAAAACGACUCAAACGAUUCUUAUAGAAAUUAGACAGUGGAUGUAUAAUAAAGUAUAUCGUUAGGACAAGAAUUACUAGCUCGUUGGUCACCCUGGAAAAAUUCUAGCUUGACCAUUAUAUUUGUUUCUAAAUAUAUCAGAAAUUAAUUCGGCUAAAGGACUAUAUGUAGUUUGAACAGAUUAUACGUCUUCGGGUAUCUCCUCAUGUGAGCCAAAUUGAUUCAAGAGUUGAAUAAAUACAUUUUCAGGAGAAUUUUGCGCAGUUUCUUCUAAGUCUAGAUCUACAGGAAUAGAAAUUUAUAAAAUCUAGUCGAUCUAUACAUUUGCCUAAACAGGAAAUUUUUUUUGUUUUGAGGGGGGGGGGUGAUAGGCCGGGGUAAAAAUGUUCCAUAUUUUUUUUAUCCAAUAUUUAGCUAUUAAGAGCAAAAUAAUCACUAUAGAAGUUGAAUCAAAUAAAAAUGUACUUGUAAUAUUUUAUUUAUGUUCAUCAACUUCGAAAAAAAGCAGCAAUAAGUAAGGACGAUAAGUAAGGACGCAGUAAAAUAACAAAACAUUCCGUUACAAAUUAUUUCGCAUUUUAGAAGAAAAAAAAACAACAUGCAAUAGAAUAUCUGAACAGAAAAAAUAUUAUAAAAAAAAAGAGAGUUUUACUGAUUUUGCUACUUAGAUAAAUGCAGAUAAAAGGCCGAUCAUGUUUCUCUAUUGGAUGUAUUUGAUCAGUGUUUCUUUUUAUUUCCAUCAUGAAAAGUGCACAUGAAAUGGAUUCCCUCCCUGUUUGUUAAUUUAUCAUGUUCCAAUUUAUUUGUUGUUUGUUCAAACAAAAGUAAAUAGGAAAACGUGAACUGUUUCUACUUGUAUACUUCACUAUACUUUGUGUACGGAGCUUCCUCAUGCGGAUCGCCAAUAAAUAAAUGAAUCAUA